AUGCCCUACGUCCACUACAGGCACACGCGGUCCCGCUCCCGCUCCAACGAGCGCACUCCCAUCCACACUUCCAACCACACCCCCACCCACAUUGCCCGCCCACUCGUCCGCCACUCCUCCAAACACAACCUCUCCUCCGACUCCGACGACGGCUACGACGACUACCCCUACGCGCCCAACCACAAGCCCUCAAAGCCAUCCCGUGCCCUAACCCUCCGCAACGAACCCUCCCAGCUAGAACGCUACAACAUCUGGUCCGACCGCUCCAAGCCCGCCGACGAGCGCCACGAAAACGACUACCAAGCAUCUCUCCACCACCACCACGACCGCAUUCGGGAUAUCGACGACGUUGAUGACGAAGAGGAACGUGCCUUCCGCCUCAAAGUCCAGGCUAGCUUCUCACACACUCGUCCCCCGUCGCCGCCUCGCACUGCGCAUGCCUGGCCCGGCGCCUUGUUCCGCCGACGAGAGAAGUACGUCGAUGAAGCGUUUGAGGCGCGCGAGCGAACUAAGUCCCCGCCUCGGCGUCGAGUGUCGUUCUGGGAUGAUAAGAAGGUGGAUGUAGGCAAGGAGGAAGAUGACGAGGAGGAGAAGUGGUUCAGGUACAGGCGCGUGAAGAGGACGCGGACGCAGGAGUGGAGGCCGCUUAGCGGGUGGAGGAGGGGAUGA
Molecule: messenger RNA, 669 nt
Organism: Dothidotthia symphoricarpi CBS 119687
Lineage: Eukaryota; Fungi; Ascomycota; Dothideomycetes; Pleosporales; Dothidotthiaceae
Exons: 1
Coding region: 1-669 (222 amino acids)
Source: RefSeq, a predicted model, not a curated record